Lotus japonicus is the source of this 1452-nucleotide messenger RNA. RefSeq lists its product as uncharacterized. Gene Ontology annotation, molecular function: protein binding. NCBI's taxonomy places the organism in Eukaryota, Viridiplantae, Streptophyta, Magnoliopsida, Fabales, Fabaceae. The transcript is spliced from 3 exons. Bases 60 to 1106 code for a protein of 348 amino acids. The record is from RefSeq and is a predicted model, not a curated record.
GGUUUAUACAGAUUAGGGUUUAUGGUGUGAGAGCAGAGUCCCAACACCAACAAGCAAACAUGAGCAACGAAGGAGAAGAACAAGCAAAGCCAACAACCACAAGAAGAAGAAUCAACCUGGUAGCAGGUUCAUACGAGCGAUUCAUAUGGGGAUUCAAUCUCAAUCCCAAUCGUCAAACCCUAAAACCCAUCUUCUCCUACCCUUCCCACCUCUCCGUCAUUAAAACCCUCGCCGUCUGCGGCUCCGUCGUCGCCUCCGGCGGCACCGACGACACCAUCCACCUCUACAAUCUCUCCAACGCCUCCUCCCUUGGCUCCCUCCACGACCACUCCGCCACCGUCACUGCACUCGCCUUCCACUCCCUUCCCAAUAUCCCUCACCCUACUACACUCAUCUCCGCCGACGCUGAUGGCUCGGUCUGUAUCUUCGAUGCAGACAGCUUCGUCCACCUCAAGACGCUUCCUAUCCACCGCAAGGCCGUCAAUGACCUCGCCCUCCACCCCUCUGGCACGCUUGCUCUCACUGUUUCCCGGGAUCGGUGUUUUGCCAUGGUUAACCUUGUUCGCGGACGCAGGAGCUUCUGUUGCCGCCUCGAUAACGAGGCUACUAUCGUCAAAUUCAACGCUGCUGGUGAUGCCUUCUUCAUGGCUGCUGAUGAGACUGUCUCUGUUCACCAGGCUGAGGACGCGCGCUUGUUGUUCCAGUUGCAAUGCCCGAAGCGGGUUCUAUGUGCCGCGCCAGAUAAGAAUGGUCUUCUCUACACAGGCGGUGAGGACCGAAAUAUCACAGCAUGGGACAUAAAAAGUGGAAAAGUUGCAUACAGCAUAGAAGAAGCACACACUGCCCGUGUAAAAGGUAUUGUUGUCCUUGGAGAUUGUGAUGGUGCUACGGAGGGUGAUGACCCAUAUCUAGUGGCAUCUGCAUCAUCUGAUGGUACUAUACGAGUCUGGGAUGUUCGAAUGGCUGCCACAGAGAAGCCAACUCCACUAGCUGAGUGUAAGACAGAGUCAAGGCUGACAUGCCUUUCUGGAUCAUCUAUGAAAUUGAUCCCCAAGCAGGGAAAGGGUAAUCCAAAAGUAGAAGAUCAAAUGAUGGAAGGUGAAUAGGGCUCUGGAUGGCAUGCUUGAGAAAAUUGUUUUGCUUAUUGACUAAUGCAGCUUUAACCGUUUGGAGGAUUCAACUAAUGGCAUUGCAUUGAGAAAUCUCUAGCUGCUUACACCCGGCUGAUUUUAUUUAUCAGUUGCAGCACUCGCGCAAAUACAUAUACACACAACUGCUAUCUGUUUUGUGCCAUUUCAUUCUGUUAUCUGGCAAUGCUUUGUAUUGUCUAUUUUUGUGUUAGAGUUGAGUGUUCUGAAAGUUGAAACAGACGAAGAUUCAUAUACUGUUAAAUUUUCAUCUAUAGAAUAUUUCUCUUUUUAUCUAUUAUUAAUGAAUUUUGUAUUGUCAUAA